UUUGCCCUUGGCUCGAUGCUCUUAGCGGCGACGCGGCUUAUGUCUCGGAGAGCUCUAGCUGCGAGCAGAGCGGGUGCCAUUGCGAGGCACAUGUCUUCUGAAGCCCCCGAACCCGUAGUCCGUUUCGAGACAACUCUGGGGGUGAGAAACUACAUCCUGAAUCGCCCGAACAAGCUCAAUGCACUCAACGACGAAAUGCUCGACAUUCUCCGUCCGAAAAUCGAGGAAUGGGAUGACGCAGACCUCUGCACCGUCAUCGUUGGCUCUGGAACCGGUCGGGCUUUCUGCGCAGGUGGAGACGUUGAAAGUGUUGUUCGGUCGGCGGGCGAUGUCACAACGAGGCACAAGGCUGUCGAUUUUUUUAAACGCGAGUUUGAACUCGACUUGCUGCUGGCAUCGUUGCGAAAACCGUAUGUCGCACUAUUAGAUGGCAUUACAAUGGGCGGUGGCGUGGGUCUCGUUGCUAAUGCGCCCUUCCGAAUAGCAACUGAAAAGACAGUUUUCUCGAUGCCGGAGACCAAUAUUGGGUAUUGUCCCGAUGUGGGUGCGAGUUAUUUUCUGUCUCGGCUCGAUGGCGAGCUCGGGACAUAUCUAGCCCUGACUUCAGAUAAGCUAGUCGGCCGUGCUGUGUUUGAGCACGGCUUUGCGACUCAUUAUAUUCCUUCCAGAAGGAUACCAUUACUCAUGGACCGUCUUUCUACCAUGGAGCACCCGGACCACGUUGCCAUUGAUCGUACCUUGGAGGAAUUGUCCCAUGAACGGGAGCAAGAGGACCCACCACCUCCAUUUGUUGACGCAACACGAGCCGCGAUGGAUAUAGCGUUUGGGCAUGAUCGCGUCGAGGCAAUCUUCUCCGACUUGGAGUUGCUUACAGAAGACCAAGACCCGAGCAUUAGCCAAUGGGCAGUGAAGACGCUGGAAACCCUGAAACUCCGGAGUCCAACCAGCCUAAAGGUUGCGUUGAAGGCGAUCCGGUUGGGGAAAACACAAUCGCUCACGGAGGCGCUAAACAUGGAGUUGAAGAUCGCUACUGCAUUCUGCAACGGAGCGAGCCCCGAUUUCACCACCGGCGUGACUGCGGUGUUGAUGACCAAAUCCAAAGACCGGCCAGACUGGAAACCCUCGACUGUGGAAGAAGUGUCUGACCAGAUUGUUGAGCGGUUCUUCUCGCCACAUUCUCCCUACAUUGAAAACACACCUACAAUUGGCUCGGCCGAAUCAUUUGGAGAGGUUCCUCGAGGGGCAAGCGAGCGAAUGCAGAUGCGCUUUGCACUGCCCACAGAGGACGAAAUCCGGGAUGUUAUCACUGGAGCAGACCCUGAUAGCGGUGACAUGGGUUAUACGGUCGACGAUUUGCUCGAGUACUUUCAUGACACACGAGCGGGCAAAGCAGGUAUGACUGAGAAAAUAUUGGAGGUUGUCCGUCGCAAGACUAUCUUUGUUGACAACCAGGAUGGUAACUUCGUUUGGCUGCGAUGGGACCCGUAG
Mycena indigotica is the source of this 1488-nucleotide messenger RNA. Its product is annotated as 3-hydroxyisobutyryl-CoA hydrolase, mitochondrial. Lineage: Eukaryota; Fungi; Basidiomycota; Agaricomycetes; Agaricales; Mycenaceae. The transcript has 8 exons. Gene Ontology annotation, cellular component: mitochondrion. Gene Ontology annotation, biological process: L-valine catabolic process. The record is from RefSeq and is a predicted model, not a curated record. Gene Ontology annotation, molecular function: 3-hydroxyisobutyryl-CoA hydrolase activity. Bases 16 to 1488 code for a protein of 490 amino acids.